Molecule: messenger RNA, 1038 nt
Organism: Phyllotreta striolata
Lineage: Eukaryota; Metazoa; Arthropoda; Insecta; Coleoptera; Chrysomelidae
Source: the annotation of a GenBank genome assembly
AUGAUGUCCGAAGUAGCCGAAAAACCGGCCAACUCCAGCCAAACGGCGACCGAAGCCGAAACGCUAGAAUCCUGCGAACAAUUGGACCUCGAAGAAGAGGAGAUUUGCUUCCAAGACAUCGACAUGUUGAUCGACCAAGGCGUCUCGAUCAACGACAUAAAAUGCCUCAAAGACAUCGGUAUAAACACGAUAAAAGGCCUGCAAAUGACCGUACGCAAAAUACUACGCUCGCUGAAAGGCUUCGACGAAGCCAAAAUCGACAAAAUCAUGGAGGCCUGUUGCAAAGUCUCCGUCAACAGCGGAUUCGUAACGGCCCUCGAAGUCAUGGAUCAACGAAAGGAAAUAUUCAAGCUACAAACCGGCAGCUCGAAUCUAGAUAAUUUACUAGGAGGCGGCAUCGAAUCCAUGGCGAUAACGGAAGUAUUCGGCGAGUUCGGUACGGGUAAAACCCAACUAUCCCACACCCUCUGCGUUACGGCCCAAAUACCCGACUCAAACGGUUACCUAGGCGCACAUAAACACAGCCGCCCCCAUCGGCUCAAACCCAUAGCGGAGCGCUUCAACCUCGACCCCACCUCCGUCCUGGAGAACGUCCUCUACGCCAGGGCGUACACCUCCGAGCACCAGUACCAACUGCUCGGCAACAUCGGCGCCAAGCUGCACGAGGAGCCGGGCAUCUUCAAGCUGCUGAUCGUCGACUCGGUGAUGGCGCUGUUCCGCGUCGACUUCAGCGGGCGCGCCGAGCUGGCCGAGCGCCAGCAGAAGCUCGGCAGGACGAUGUCCAAGUUGCAGAAGCUCAGCGAGGAGUUCGGCGUGGCCGUGCUGGUGACCAAUCAGAUCACGAGCGAUUUGGGCGAGGCGGAGGCGGCCAAGCCGGUGGGCGGCAACGUGCUGGCGCAUUCUUCGACCACGAGGGUGGCGUUGAAGAAGGGUAAAGGCAAUAGGAGGGUGGCUUCGGUGUACGAUAGUCCCGAUUUGGAGGAGAGCGAGGCUAGUUUCGCGAUUACUAAAGGGGGGAUAGAUGAUCCCGAGCAUUGA